This is a messenger RNA of Notodromas monacha, 2055 nucleotides long. The record is from the annotation of a GenBank genome assembly. NCBI's taxonomy places the organism in Eukaryota, Metazoa, Arthropoda, Ostracoda, Podocopida, Cyprididae.
AUGCAGCCGUUGGUUAAUCACAGGAAAGCCUUUCAGGAAAUAUUGUCAUCGUUAACAAUUCCUUCCGCGGAAACCCCGGUGGAUUGUAAUUUGUCUGAUGGAGAAACCGAUGCUUCUGCGAUUGUUGGUCAUUCAGAAAGACUAUCUGCUGCCGAACAAGUGACUGAUUCUGAGCCAUGUCCGAAUCAACCACUGAUCUACUUUGAUGAAGAACCCGUUCGAGAAUCCGCUGCUGGAAAACAUCGGCCAAAUGGUCAAGUCGUCGAGAUGUCUCAAAGCACUUGUGAUGAUUCUGUAAAGCGUAUGCGUGACGACUUUUUCGCGGAAAUGGCUAGAAAACACGCCCAUCAACUGGAAAAGCUUAAAAUUUUGCAGCAAACUGAAAUGGAGGAACUUUGGAUGCGGUUCGGGCUCCAGCAAAGUUCUUCAAUUCAAGAUCGACAGAACUCAUCGGUUGCAACACAACGGACUUGUCCAUCGUCAGCGGAAGGAAACUGUCGAGUUUCCCAGACUCCGGAUGCCUCCGUUGUAAACGACGAUUCAGAGUUUCGAAAAGCAAGUUCUGUCAUUACUUCUGCUAGAACUGAUGCAAGUUUGAAGGACGACAGAAGCGGCAUUUCAGAAAAAAUUUCCGAUGCGCGUGACAACGAAUACGAACAUCGGAUGGCUGAAAUCCACGAAUCCAGAACACCGGGUUCGGUUUGGAAACAGUGCAUCGCCGAUGAACCCGGCUUGAGCAAAAUUCCGGGAACACGGUCAUCGUUUGCAUCAACAUUGGAUGGGCUCACCAUGGAAGAUUCUCUUGCAACUCCGGUUCCUCCUCACGAAGAACCCGUGUCCUUCAUUUACGUUCCUGAAGAAGCGUUGGAUCCCAAAUCACAGAAAGUUUGGUGCAAGGUCUCCGCGCACGCGAAAGGCUUCCUCACCCGCCGCCUUCUUAGGACUGAGAAAACUAUAAAUCUCAUCAGGUGCAUCUUGGACACAGCCAAAGUUGCUUAUGAGCUGGGAGAUUCUGAAGAGGAAGCCUGGUUGAGGAAACGAUUCGUUGCGCAGAUGCGCUCGGAUAUAGAAAAAUUCCACGACAUUUUCUUUGCUCUGUCGACGACUGAACAGAUGCAUGUCAUUGCUCGAGACAGAGAGGCACGUCGUACAAAGGAACUCAGGAAAAACAGGGAAGAGCAAAUUUCAGCCACGAUUUACGGAGUCCCGGAAUUCGGCUCUUCAGUGGAAUUCAUCUUCCAUUCAAUGCUCGGGAACGGGGAUCAGGUUGAUGUUAUUUUCACGGAGCCACUUAACGAUGCGGAAAUGCUGGCGGAAAAUGCGACAGAUUCAGGGUUCGGCAAAUCAGCCACGGUGCUAAUUAGGACGGAAGCAUGUGGCAACAGAAACGAAAGCGACGAUUCUCUCUCCAAUACCACCACCACAGAGACAACUUUUACAGAUCUUGGGCCCAAUCCUGACACGACCAAUCAAUCCAUCACGAUAUUCGAAGCAUCGUCCAGGACUGUGAGCAUCAAUGACUGGAAGAACCUCACAAAAAUUUGGAAUGAUGGCGGCAUCUUCACGGUAGAAAUAAAACUCGAACAAUGUAAGAACUUGGGAAUAAAUGCUCAAGAACAUCAAGGACGACAAGAAACGAUUGCUUUCACGAUUUUGAGCAGCUAUUUGAGCAGUGAAGAGUACAUUGGUGCAUCGAAACCCGGAGUUACUCAUUUUGAAGAAGAAACCUGGAUAACGCAGCAUUUCAUCAUCAUCACGCUGAAUAAUGGAAGCGAGACGAUUUACGUGAACGCGCUGAAGUUCAGUGCGAACAACUACGAUUUCCAACAGCUCCAAUCACAGUUUUACGACUGCGGUUCAUUCCUAGAUUCCAGCGUCGUUCUGGGGUAUAAUGUCGGACCACCAGGUGUCAGUCAAUAAAUCAACAGAAAGAAGUGCAUACCUGUCUUUCAAAUUCCCUCGGUGUCUUCCUUCAACAUUUGGAGGUUGAACAUGUGCCGGAUCGUUGGACGACCAUGAGGACAGUCCUGAAAGAUCAGGAAAAAUAUAAUACUG